This is a messenger RNA of Blastomyces gilchristii SLH14081, 358 nucleotides long. RefSeq lists its product as uncharacterized. The coding region runs from base 109 to 333 and encodes 74 amino acids. The record is from RefSeq and is a predicted model, not a curated record. The transcript has a single exon. Lineage: Eukaryota; Fungi; Ascomycota; Eurotiomycetes; Onygenales; Ajellomycetaceae.
GGUUCAUUCGUCCCCUCUGAGUUGGCAAAGCUAGCCCACCCACUUAUCCUUGUCAGAUUCGAAAAUAUCCCAAAAAUUUCAGCAAUUUCGACAUCGUGCCCAAUAGUCAUGCAUUCCUUGAAAGGCUUUGUCUUCGUCAAAAUACCAGCGCCUGCCAGGCCCAAUUUCCACAGCAUCUCGUUGGGUACCGAUAGGUGCGUCAGUCCCACAGUCCGCGCAGGAAGCCUAAGCUUUGAGUUGCGGAGAGAUAAUCCCCAAACUGCGCCCUCAACGGAUAGUAUCGAGGUUAGGGACUGUACCGGCUGGCAUCUGAACAGGGCAUGCGGCAGUUGACUGCAUUCUUCCGAAGCGAUUUUUA